Messenger RNA from Oreochromis aureus, 3165 nucleotides. It is a transcript of the gene lctlb, whose product is annotated as lactase-like b. Gene Ontology annotation, molecular function: beta-glucosidase activity. NCBI's taxonomy places the organism in Eukaryota, Metazoa, Chordata, Actinopteri, Cichliformes, Cichlidae. Bases 1436 to 3148 code for a protein of 570 amino acids. Gene Ontology annotation, biological process: carbohydrate metabolic process. The record is from RefSeq and is a predicted model, not a curated record. The transcript is spliced from 17 exons.
GUGAAGGCACAUUAAACCCGGACAUGACAGCACAGGAACCAAAGUUUGGCUAGUAGCGGUAGCCGUAGCUGUAGCACAACAUCUCUGCUGCUGUUCCUAUCCUAAAUAAGAAGCUUCAGGAGACACUUUAUCCUGUGUUUCAAUUAUUGUGGCGUUGGUAUGGAGUUGUAGGCUGAAUUUAUAAACGGAGUAUUGAGGAAUGGUCUGACUGCAGCAGCAAAGAUGCUUAGCCGUCUGCAGGAGUUAAAGAAGGAAGAGGAGACUCUUCUCAAAAUCAAAGUCAUGCUACAGGACCAACUGAACAGGUUAAAGUUUGAAGAGGGGGCCCUGAAGUCUAUUAUUAAUGCUCAAACAGAAGAAGGAACCUCUCAACGCUUAUCGCCCGAACCUGAGGUUGAGGUUAAUCUGGAUGAUGAAAGUGAGAUCAAUCGAACCAAACUCCUCUUGAAUGCUGCGGCAGAUUACGAUAUGGAAGAAGAAGAAGAGGAGGAGGAGGAUGAGGAGGAGGAGGAAGAUGAGGAGGGGGAUGAGGAUGACAACGAACUCGGAUUUUUGCCUGAGGAGGAUGAGGAGGAAGAAGAUUACUGAGAUCCAUCAGUGUUAGUAUUUACACCACUGAAGAAGAACAUGAACAGACGCCUGUUAUUUGUUCACCUGUUUUGUAUUAUCACUGAAGAUGUUUUAUUUAUUUGGGUGGAGUAAGUAGCAGUGUAACAAUGUCCGGUGCUAGCAAUAUCUCCUCCUUUGCUGGAUUUAAGGCACGUCACCAGGAUUUCACACCAUGUUAGUCAUAUGUCAAACUUUGUGGGAAAUCUGCUGCUGAAAUGCAUUGAGGCAGUGUUAUGAGAAACUCUUGGCUUUCUAAACAUAUUGUGUAUUUUCGGAGAAUGAGAGCAUCAACUCACUUUGAGAAUUAGAAGGUCUGACGUUGAGAUGUGUCUGUUGAUGAAAAUGUAUGGCUGGGCCAUAUAAGGAGAUAGUAUGUCUGUAUUAUGUAAGCACAAAAUAAAUGUUUUGCAUACAUUUUCACCGGCCUGUUUUUUACAGUGUACACUUCAAGAUAAUAUCUGUGUUCACUUCGUGUCCUAACCUGACCCGGUCAAAUGGGUAGUGCAGUGCAAACACUUUACAUGAGAAAACCAUUCAGCAUUUUCUAAACAGUUAAAACAAUACAGCGAGCCUCACAAUAAGGCCAGCUUUCAUCCUGACAGCAGGGACAGCUCUGGAGAAGGGUGGUGCUACAACAGGGAAUGUAUAAUAGAGAUUGCACAAAUAACAGCUGUCUACAGGGUCUGCUAGUCCAGGAGAGAGCUGCCAUCAACCCCAAAGUCACUGCGCAGUCCUGCUGCAAAUGCCUUGUUCGUAAGGUUAACAGGUGGUAGUGAGCGACUGAAGCAGAGUGAGACACGAACUGUGCUGCAGGCUCAGGAGUACCAUGCUGCCCCGCUGUGCAGUCGGUGUGUGCCAUGUGCUUAUGUUGGUGCUGUGUGUGUCUGCGGCUGAGGACUUCGACUGGACAAAGAACCACCACGGCUCCUUCUAUUAUGGCACUUUUCCAGCUGGAUUUUCGUGGGGUGCCGGAGGUUCAGCCUAUCAAACAGAAGGAGCCUGGGACAAAGAUGGAAAAGGACUGAGCAUCUGGGACGUGUUCAGUCAUAAGAAAGGCAAGAUCCAACAAAAUGACACUGGGGAUUUCUCCUGUGAGGGCUACUACAAAGUCAAGGAUGAUGUUUCUCUGAUGAAGGAGCUGAGGCUUAACCACUAUCGUUUCUCCAUCUCAUGGCCUCGACUGCUUCCCACUGGCAUAAAAUCUGACCAUGUAAAUGAAAAGGGAAUACAGUACUAUGAUCACCUGAUCAACCACCUACUGGAGAACAAAAUCACUCCGAUUGUUACUUUGUAUCACUGGGAUCUUCCACAGGUCUUGCAAGAGAAAUAUGGUGGAUGGCAAAAUAUAAGCAUGGUCAAUUAUUUCAAUGAAUUUGCUAACCUGUGCUUUGAGAGAUUUGGCGACCGAGUGAAGUACUGGAUCACUUUCAACAAUCCAUGGUCUGUAGCUGUUGAAGGUUAUGAGACGGGGGAACACGCUCCUGGACUGAGGCUGAGGGGAACGGGAGCAUACAGAGCUGCACAUCAUAUCAUUAAGGCACAUGCUAAAGUUUGGCACACGUAUGACACACAGUGGAGGGGGAAGCAAAAAGGUCUGGUUGGCAUCGCUCUGUCGGGGGAAUGGGGAGAACCGGUGGAUAUCAGCAACCAGAAAGACAUUGAAGCAGCUGAGAGAUAUGUCCAGUUCCACCUGGGAUGGUUUGCCACACCGAUCUUUCAUGGCGACUACCCUCAAGUGAUGAAAGACUUCAUAGGGAGAAAGAGUGUCCAGCAGGGCCUCGGGACGUCUCGACUGCCCACAUUUUCCCCUCAAGAGAAGAGCUACAUAAAGGGGACCUGUGACUUCCUUGGCAUUGGUCAUUUCACCACCCGCUACAUCACCCAAAAAAACAACCCAUCGGGCCGUAGCAGCAGCAACUACUUUAGUGACCGUGACCUGGCUGAGCUGGUUGACCCAAGAUGGCCUGACCCUGGUUCAGAGUGGCUCUAUGCCGUGCCCUGGGGUUUUAGACGUCUGCUCAAUUUUGUCAAGACUCAGUAUGGGAACCCAAUGAUUUAUGUGACUGAGAAUGGAGUCUCUGAGAAGAUGUUAUGCACAGAGCUUUGUGAUGAAUGGAGGAUACAGUACUAUAAAGACUACAUCAAUGAGAUGCUUAAAGCUAUCAAAGACGGAGUCAAUGUGAAGGGCUACACUGCAUGGUCGCUGCUGGACAAAUUUGAGUGGGAUGAAGGUUUCUCUGAGAGAUUUGGCUUGUACUAUGUGGACUUCAGGAACAAAAAUAAGCCUCGCUAUCCCAAAGCUUCUGUUCAGUUUUACAAACGCAUUAUCAGCUCCAAUGGAUUUCCCAAUCAAAGAGAGGUUGAAAACUGGAGGCGAAAGGCGGUUGAAACGUGCUCUUCCAGCAAUCAGCUUCUAGCUGCAGACCCUUUGACCAGCCACAUGGAGAUGGUGACCGAGAUCGUUGUUCCCACUGUGUGCACACUCUCCAUUUUGCUCAGUGCCAUCUUCCUCAUGUUCCUGCUGCGGAGGCGUAACUAGGAAGGCUUUUGUGUUUA